CGACAUGUUCGUGAUAGAACCGGUUCGCUCGUGGCCCUACUAGUGGGGAUUAUACACUAGCACUCGUGGCCCUACUAAUGGGGAUUAUACACUAGUACUCGUGUGCCUGCCAGUGGGAGGUUUAUAACAUUGGCCAUGACUAAUAGAGGAGACCACUACGUGAUUUUACUUGCAUUAAUGAUUUGUUAUUGAAAUGCUCUGUUCAUGUUUCAACCGAUUAUUUGGCAUGCUUUAAACUUUGAAGUCGGGCCCCCAUGUUUACUUACUGAGAUAUUUCUAUCUCAUAGUUUCCUUGUCCACCAUUUCAGGCUUAAAUCUGAAUUGCUAAGUAAGGACUCAGUAGGUCUCGAGCCUUGUGCAUAUGUGGGUCCCGCUCACGAGUGCACGACGUCUGUUUCGCUCUCGGUUUGGGGCGUGACAGAUUUUGUGGGACACCGGAUUGCAAAUUGUCCACUGCUAGACCCCAAAGCCCAGAGUACUCAGCCUACCUCUCCGCAGAGUUCUACCAGUCAGGGGGCGCAGAAACAGAGUACCAGGGUUCGGACGAGAGCCCAGCAGGCGAGAGUACAAGUGAUGACUCAUAAGGAAGCUGCGGCCACCGACGUAAUCACGGGUACCUUGCCUGUUAACUCUGAUUAUGCGCAUGUUUUAUUUGAUUCGGGUGCGUCGCACUCUUUUAUUACUCGAUCUUAUGUUUUGAAACGAGCCUUGCCUGUUGAUACCUCUGAUUGUGAACUGCAUGUGGACACCCCUUUAGGAGGGAUGAUGACUACUAGGGAGAUGUGUAGGACUGUAGAUAUUUAUAUUGAUGGUAGACAGCUGAGUGCUAGUCUGUUUGUGUUAGAUAUCUCCGAUUUUGAUAUCAUUUUGGGGAUGGAUUGGCUGUCAAAACACUUUGCCUCUAUAGACUGUCAUCGGAAAUGGGUAAUUUUUAAUAUUCUUGAUGAGCCAGAAUUUAGUUUUCAAGGCAGUGGUUCUUUUGCUCUACCCGUGUUAGUAUCUGACUUGCAAGCUCAGAAAUAUCUUGUAAAUGGUUGCCAAGGUUUCCUAGUCUCCGUUACUGAUGCUAGUAGUGUGACAUCGAGACUAGAAGACAUACCGGUGGUGCGUGAGUUUUCGGAUGUAUUUCAGGAGGAUUUCCCAGGUUUACCUCCGGAUAGAGAGGUUGAAUUUGCCAUUGACCUUGUUCUUGGCAUCGGACCCGUUUCCAAAGCACCAUACCGUAUGGCUCCUGCAGAAUUGAAGGAGUUAAAGGUCCAGCUGGAGGAACUCCUUGAGAAAGGGUUUACACGCCCUAGUGUAUCACCUUGGGGAGCUCCAGUGUUGUUUGUCAAGAAGAAGGAUGGGAGCAUGAGGCUAUGCAUUGAUUACCGGGAAUUGAAUAAGGUGACUGUGAAGAACCGGUAUCCCCUUCCUAGAAUUGAUGACUUGUUUGACCAGCUCAAGGGUGCCCAGGUAUUUUCCAAGAUUGAUCUUCGAUCUGGCUACCACCAGUUGAAGAUUAAAUCGGAUGAUGUGCCAAAGACUGCCUUUCGCACCCGUUAUGGUCAUUAUGAGUUCAUAGUCAUGCCAUUUGGCUUGACGAAUGCCCCUUCCAGAUUUAUGGAUUUGAUGAAUCGAGUGUUUAGCAACUAUGCUCUUCAUGAGAAGCACUUGAGGACAGUCCUCGAGACGUUGAGAAGGGAGAGGCUGUUUGCUAAAUUCAAGAAGUGUGAAUUUUGGCUAGACAAUGUUGCAUUCCUAGGUCACGUGGUGACUAAGGAUGGAAUCUCUGUUGACCCCCAGAAAAUUGAGGCCGUGGUUGAUUGGAAAAGGCUGAAUAGUGUUGUAGAAAUCCGUAGAUUUCUGGGAUUGGCUGGUUAUUACCGCCGAUUUGUGGGGGAUUUCUCUAGAAUUUCUCUGCCCAUGACUCGUCUUAUCAGAAAGGACACCAAGUUUGAGUGGACCCCAGAGUGUGAGAAGAGCUUUUUGACCUUGAAGGAGAAGUUGAUCACUGCUCCUGUACUUGCACUUCCAAUUAAUGGGGAAAAAUUCACUAUAUAUAAUGAUGCCUCUAAAAAGGGUUUGGGAUGUGUCUUGAUGCAAAAAGAUAGGGUUAUUGCAUAUGCUUCUCGGCAGUUAAAGCCUUAUGAAGAAAAUUACCCUACCCAUGAUCUGGAGUUGGCAGUCGUGGUAUUUGCACUCAAGAUCUGGAGGCAUUAUCUGUAUGGUGAGACUUGUGAAAUCUCCACUGAUCACAAGAGCCUUAAGUAUAUUUUCACUCAAAAGGAGCUUAAUAUGAGGCAGAGGCGAUGGCUUGAACUUUUAAAGGACUACAACUUGACCAUUAGCUACCAUCCGGGCAAGGCUAACAAGGUAGCAGAUGCGUUGAGCAGGAAGUCCUCUGGCACAGCCUCUAGCAUCCUUGCCACUCAGAAGGAGUUACUUGAGGAUCUUCAGGCACUUGGUACUCAAUUAAAUUUCAGCACGGCCUUUCAUCCUCAAACUGAUGGGCAAUCUGAGAGAACUAUUCAGAUACUUGAGGACAUGUUGAGGGGUUGUGUUCUAGAUUGGAAGGGUUCAUGGGAUCAACGCUUAUCCAUGGCUGAACUUGCAUAUAAUAAUAGUUAUCAGUCCAGCAUCCGCAUGGCACCGUUGGAGGCUUUGUAUGGUCGAAGGUGUAGAUCACCUGUUUGUUGGACGGAAGUGGGCAAAAGGAGCAUUUUAGGCCCAGAAUUGGUGCAGCAAUCUUCUGAGAUUGUGCAGUUGAUCAAGGAAUGCCUUCGUGCUGCACAAAGCAGGCAGAAAAGCUAUGCGGAUAGAAGGAGACGAGACCUUGAGUUUGAAGUUGGUGACCAUGUAUUUUUGAAGGUGUCACCCACUCGAGGUGUUCUCAGGUUUGGCAUCCGGGGAAAAUUGAGUCCGAGGUAUAUUAGACCAUAUCCUAUCUUGGAAAGGAUUGGCAAGGAAAUUAGUGGGUUUGAUUGUUGUGUGAUGUCCGAGAGAAAAUGGGGAGAAUUCUGUGAAUUGGCCAUUUUUUUGUCAAGGCCGGUUCUCCCAAAUUCCUGUCCAUUAGUUUGAGAAAUUGUAUAUCUGUAAUUGUGUAAUUGUGUAAUUGUGUAAUUGUGUAUACAUAGAUAUUAAUUGGGAACAUUGUGAUUAGGUCCUUGAUUGUCCUGUGGCCUUAGCACUGGGAUUAGGCCUUCUGUCCUGUGUAAUUAAGGUAAGUAAAUUAUGGUAAAGCCCUUCGAUUUAAAACAUGUUUUAAAUUGUUUUUGAGAUGGUGGCAAGGUUUAAAUUGAUUUUAUCAGCAUCUGAGUGUCAUUUAACUGAAAUGAAACUUGUGAUGAUUUUUAUGAAAGAUAAUUAUUUUCUGGAAUUGAGCAUGAUUGGAAUGAAAAUGGGAAUUUCAUUGUUUUCUAGAAUUGAGCAUGCCCAUAUGAGAUUCUUCAGUUUAUUUUUGAAAGUGAGAACGAUCGUGAAUCGUGGUUUCUGUAAAUCUUGCUUGGUUUUGUCUCCGAUAUGGUCGUGUAAUCGUGACCCCGCUAGUGGGGGAGGUUACAAACGCUAGCACAUGUCAACAUGUUCGUGAUAGAACCGGUUCGCUCGUGGCCCUACUAGUGGGGAUUAUACACUAGCACUCGUGGCCCUACUAGUGGGGAUUAUACACUAGCACUCGUGGCCCUACUAGUGGGGAUUAUACACUAGCACUCGUGGCCCUACUAGUGGGAGGUUUAUAACACUGGCCAUGACUAAUAGAGGAGACCACUACGUGAUUUUACUUGCAUUAAUGAUUUGUUAUUGAAACGCUCUGUUCAUGUUUCAACCGAUUAUUUGGCAUGCUUUAAACUUUGAUGUCGGGCCCCCAUGUUUACUUACUGAGAUAUUUCUAUCUCACGGUUUCCUUGUCCACCAUUUCAGGUAGUGAGACCCAACGCGUGGGAAGCCCGGGGGAGUGACGAGCUAGACGGCUAGGCACUUUUGGACUUAGGUUUUUGUAGCUAAGCCGUUAGUCACCCAUGCUUGACAUAGAAAAUUUUGUGUACGGAAUUUAGUGUUAGUC
Messenger RNA from Rubroshorea leprosula, 4042 nucleotides. Lineage: Eukaryota; Viridiplantae; Streptophyta; Magnoliopsida; Malvales; Dipterocarpaceae. The record is from the annotation of a GenBank genome assembly.